AUGCCACCACUAUUUCCCACAAACUCAAGCACCAAGGAUGAGUCCACCUCACAGGGCCCGACUAAUCCGUCUAUCCCACGACAACGCACCUUGGAUAAGUUUUUCGGCCGACCAGGCAACAGCAUGCCACAGACUUUUACUUCAGCCGCUCAGACAAAGCCGAGGACAUCAACAGCUCAGCCAGCGCCACGGUCCUCCUCGUUCGCCGUGGUUCUUCCAUCGAGUCCUAGAAAACGUACAGGAACGACCCCCAUGAGGACAGUCGAGGACGACGCAGACGACCUGGUGAUAUCGGACCUAUCACCCCAGUUCAGAAGACUAGCAGCUCAGGCAAAAGUAGGCGUGAGCCUCGCCAAGCCAGCCUUACCAGAAGCCGUCGCAGAUGAGCCAGAGUUAGAGGUAACUUCACCAGGGGCGGCGACUCCUCCACUGCAGCCUCGCAAGCGCGGCCGGCCAAAGGGUUUUCGACCGAAUCUGACGGGCAAGAAAGCCCUACAGGAGGCCGGCGAGGCAGAGCCAAGAAAACUGCGGCCAGAUAGGCCCAAGACAGGCGCCCUUUACGCGGGAAAGCGGCGAGGUCGACCGCCAAAAGCAGCUUCACCCAAGCCGCGAGAGAUCUACAAGAGUCUAAACCCACACUUCAACACGUACAUCUGCGAGUGGGAGGGUUGCAAGGCCGAGCUUCACAAUUUUGCGACUCUGCAGAAGCAUGUGUCGAUUGUUCAUACCAAAACGGUAGCAGCUGGAUGUCGAUGGGCCAAAUGCGCCCAAAAGCAGCCGCCUCACGAGUUCCCCACACUGGCGGACCUCAAAUCUCACGUGGAGGAUCUACACAUGCUCCCAGUCGCCUGGCAGGUAGGGGACGGGCCGCAGGUGUCGUUCAAGCGAUACGAUCCCGAUGAUGGGGCCAAGCUUCCUGACUACCUUUUUGACAAGGCUGGCAACCAAAUCACACCGUCAAUCAAGUAUCAGAAGGAGGAGGACUUGUACACGUGGCGCAACAAUAGGCGGAAACUCAAGGAUCUUUUGCUUCUCAGAGACCAGAAUCUGCCAAGCGAGGAGGAAGACGACGACGCAAUGGAGGAGGUGGCCGAAGGAGCAUGA
Molecule: messenger RNA, 1104 nt
Organism: Colletotrichum paranaense
Lineage: Eukaryota; Fungi; Ascomycota; Sordariomycetes; Glomerellales; Glomerellaceae
Exons: 1
Coding region: 1-1104 (367 amino acids)
Source: RefSeq, a predicted model, not a curated record